Molecule: messenger RNA, 2455 nt
Organism: Anopheles nili
Lineage: Eukaryota; Metazoa; Arthropoda; Insecta; Diptera; Culicidae
Gene: GLS
Product: glutaminase liver isoform, mitochondrial
Exons: 4
Coding region: 1-1968 (655 amino acids)
Biological process (GO): L-glutamine catabolic process
Molecular function (GO): protein binding; glutaminase activity
Source: RefSeq, a predicted model, not a curated record
AUGAACAUCUCUCGCGUAUGUGCAAAUUUACAAAACUUUACACAUCACCUCCAGUGUGGUGCUGCUGCAGCGAGCUUCAAAGGCCAGGGAUGUAGGUCGUUCUUGACCAUCCAUGGCACUGGUGGCUGCGAAGUGCCAUCUUCUCGUAUUUCGUUAACCUCCAGAAGUGGCCACAGAAUCUGCAUACCCUCGGUGCGAACAUACAGCCAAAAAGCUCAUUUUUACAAUGUGGAUCGCAAACGACCUCCGCCGCAGGCAGAUGAGCAACGCGACUCGGACAAGAAACACUCCGAAGAUCAGUUGUUUCAAAUGUUCAAGAACAAGGAAACGAACACGGUCAACAUGGGCAAAUUUCUGGCGGAGCUCCGCACGAUCGGCAUUCGCCGGACGGAUCCCCGCAUCCAGGAGAUGAUGGAAAAUCUGAAACGCGUGCACAAGCUCAACAACUACGAGCACGGAUCACCCCACACGCAGCACCUGAACGAGGAAACGUUCAAGGCAGUGAUCGCCCCCAACAUCGUGCUGAUUGCGCGUGCCUUCCGCCAUCAGUUCGUCAUACCCGACUUCCAGGGCUUCACGAAGGACAUCGAGGAGAUCUACUGGAAGUGCAAGAGCAACGCGGACGGCAAGGUGGCCAACUACAUCCCACAGCUGUCACGCGUCAACCCAGACUACUGGGGCGUGAGUGUGUGCACGAUCGACGGACAGCGUUUUUCGAUCGGUGACCACUCGGUGCCAUUUACGCUGCAAAGCUGCAGCAAACCGCUUACGUACGCGAUCGCCCUCGAGAAGCUAGGCGCACAGGUUGUGCAUCAGUACAUCGGCCAGGAACCCAGUGGGCGGAACUUCAACGAACUCGUGCUUGACUACGAGAAGAAGCCGCACAAUCCGAUGAUCAACGCGGGCGCCAUCCUCACCUGCUCGCUGCUGAAGACACUCGUCCACCCGGAAAUGACGCUCGCGGAGAAGUUCGACUACGCGCAGACCUGCUUCAGCCGGAUGGCGGGUAACGAACCGCUGGGGUUCAACAAUGCGGUGUUCCUGUCGGAGCGCGAGGCUGCCGACCGAAAUUACGCACUUGGGUUCUACAUGCGCGAGCACAAAUGCUACCCAGAAAAGGCGAACCUGCGCGAGUGCAUGGACUUCUACUUCCAGAUCUGCUCCAUGGAGGCCACCUGCGAUACCCUGUCCGUGGUCGCGGCCACACUCGCCAACGGAGGCAUCUGCCCGCUCACGGAGGAACGCGUCCUGCAGUCGGAGAACGUGCGCGAUGUCCUGUCGCUGAUGCACUCGUGCGGCAUGUACGACUUCAGUGGACAGUUCGCGUUUAAGGUCGGACUGCCGGCCAAAUCGGGUGUGUGCGGUGGUGUGAUGCUUGUCAUCCCGAACGUUAUGGGUAUGUUCAUGUGGUCACCUCCACUCGACCCGCUGGGUAACAGCUGCCGGGGGGUGCAGUUCUGCAAGGAGCUGGUGGAGGUGUUCAACUUCCACCUGUACGAUAACAUCAAGCACGGCUCGAACAAGAAGGACCCACGGCGCCAUCGGUACGAAACCAAAGGCUUGUCCGUGGUGAAUCUGCUGUUCUCGGCCGCGAUCGGUGACGUCACCGCUCUCCGACGUCACAAGCUGUCUGGGAUGGACAUCACGCUGUCGGACUACGACGGUCGCACGGCGCUGCAUCUGGCGAGCGCUGAGGGUCACUACGAGUGUGUCCGGUUCCUGCUCGAGCACUGUGGGGUGCCACAUGAUCCGAAGGACCGUUGGGGCAAUCGGCCGAUCGAUGAGGCGGAAACGUUUGGCCACGAGGAUGUCGUAGCGCUGCUGCGUCAGUGGGAGGAGAAGGUGCUCAAGGCGCAAACCUGCAGCACCGGGGAAACGGGCUACAAUUCCGACCAGGAUAGCGAAGGCUCGAGCGGGAGAGGCACCAACCAGACUAAGACACCUGACGGGUCCACCAUGCUACCGUAAGCCGUCCUGGGGCGCCUUAGGAAUUUCGAAAACUGCGACAAUAAUUAUCCUGCGAUUCGUGGAGCGGAUCAUUCACCUCCAUCAGCUAGGUUAGUGUAACGUCACCUACCAUAUGACGUAGUUUAAUCAUCUCCAUGUAACUGCUAUAAAUAUCUGUGUGUAUAUUAUCAACAUAACUGCGUGUCAAUUGAACUGCAACGAUUGCGGUUAAUUCAAGUCAAUGCGCGUCGAAUCUGUAACGAAUUACAUAAAUCAAUAAAAACCUCAAAUGAGACUGUAUCAACCAAAGUGAGAUAAUGAGAGAAAGAGAAAGAGAGAGAGAGAGAGAGAGAGAGAGAGAGAGAGAGAGAAAACGAAUGGUUCCUUUUGAUUGCUAAUGGCGCUUUUGUCUAGUCUUAGCCCCCAAAUGUAUCACCGACUAGCCCAUACAAAAAAGGAAACGUUCAACGUCCCAUUAGCGAAGGUGAAAAACAAACAUUCAUUUCUA